AUGGCGGGAAGAAAGGAAUUUGGGUUUCCGCAGAAGAGUGUUGGUAGUUUGAAAGAGCAGUUGGUAAGAACAACUCUUCGGAAUGUGAGAUCACAAGGGCACCCAUAUGUUGACCUUAGGGAAGAUGGGAAGAAGUUGAUAUUUUUCUGUACGUUAUGUCUUGCGCCUUGUUAUGGAGAGUCAAGUUUGUUUGAUCACUUGAAGGGCAACCUGCAUAGCGAAAGACUAGCCUCUGCUCAAGUUACACUGAUGAAAUCAAAUCCAUGGCCGUUCAACGAUGGUGUGUUUUUCUUUUAUAAUGAUUUGAAAGAGCAACAUAAAAGUGUCCAUGUUUCAGAAUCUGAUCAACACAAAUUACUGGAUGUGAGUCACGUGGAUGCGGACAACCUUGCUAUUGUUAGUUAUAAGCAAAACUUGGGGCCGAAUGGCAGUACUUAUGUUCCGCAAGAAAUUAUGGCGAAUGCCGAUUCUGGUGAAGCUCCCUGUGGUUCAAAUCUGGAAGGAAAUGGAACUACUCAUGAUCUUGUUAUUCCAGCUGUGCUUCAAAAAGACGAGGUAUCUGAUUUGAUGGUGAAGCAUAUGGGAGUAGGACAAAUUGGUGCUAGGUUUUGCAAGAAGGAAGGUAUCACCAAUGAUAUCCAUAGAAUAUGGUGUGAAUGGCUCGGGGAUAUAGAAUUUACCCCUGAGGAUACCAAUGUCGUUCCGGAACAUGAGUUUGCUGUUGUUACGUUUUCUUAUAACUACAACUUAGGUCGGAAGGGGGUACUCGAUUGUUUUAGAAAUUUGCUUCCCUCUAGUCCUCAUUCAGAAGUUGAAGAUAGUGGCAGUUCUAGAGGUAAAAAGAGAAAGUCAUUUUCUGAUCCGGAGGAUAUUAGUUCAACAAAUCAAGGGUACUCUUCUGAAGAAGAUUCUCCAUCUUUGAACAAUUCAAGUUUGAGAAUUAUGGUGUCUGGAAAUGAUGAUCAGCUGGUGUUUUCACAAAUUCUUUCAAGCAAAACCAUGAGGAAGCAGUUGAGACACCAACAGCGUGUUGCGUCUGAGAGGUCGUGUGACAUUUGCCAACAGAGGAUGCUUCCAUAUAAAGAUGUGGCAGCUCUUUUCAACAGGAGAACUGGAAAGCUAGCCUGCAGUAGUAGAAAUUUGACUGGGGCAUUCCAUCUGUUUCACACAUCCUGUCUCAUUCAUUGGAUAUUGCUUUGUGAGGUAGAACUUUAUUCAAAACAGUCAGUUGAGCCUGAAGUGAAACGGAAAUCCAGGAGAAAGGUUAAAUGCAAAAGUGGUGAAAUUAGGAAAAAGCCUGAAAUGCAGGAGAAGCAACUACACUCUGUGUUCUGUCCUGAAUGCCAGGGUACUGGUAUUAAAGUUGAUGGGGAGGAGGUGGAGAAACCCAUUGUCCCACUCUCGGAGGUAUUCAAGCAUAAGAUCAAACUAUGUGAUGCUCGUAAAGCAUGGAUGAAAAGUCCGGAAGUGUUGCAGAACUGCUCAAUGGGGUUUAGCUUCCCCCAUAGUUCUGGCGAAUUUUGUCAGGAAAAUGUGACACCCCUGAAAUUGCUACACUUCUAUCGUGCGGUUGAUUAG
Messenger RNA from Striga hermonthica, 1578 nucleotides. NCBI's taxonomy places the organism in Eukaryota, Viridiplantae, Streptophyta, Magnoliopsida, Lamiales, Orobanchaceae. The record is from the annotation of a GenBank genome assembly.